Diabrotica balteata is the source of this 1479-nucleotide messenger RNA. NCBI's taxonomy places the organism in Eukaryota, Metazoa, Arthropoda, Insecta, Coleoptera, Chrysomelidae. The record is from the annotation of a GenBank genome assembly.
GUGAGAAAUGGAACAACAAUCGGUUAUUCAACAGCCUGGCUUGCCAAUUAGAGUCAAUUUAAAUUUUGAAGAUAUUAAGAAAAUCGUAUUGGAAUUAUACAGCAUAAAUAUAACAUCAGUUAAGGAAUUAAUUGGCUAUGACGAUAAAAACUACCAUUUGAUAGAUGAUCGUGGUGAAGAAAUUAUUUUAAAAAUUAUAAAUUCCUUUGAUUCUCAAAAGCCAGAAAUUUUUGAAGCGCAAUCACUUCUUUUAGAACAUUUAGGUAAAAAUGGCAUUAAAUGUUCUUUACCCAUUAAAACCAAGGACAAACAAUACUUCGUAUUACACAACUUUGAAAGUGGAAGUCACAUAGUAAGAGCACUAAAAUUUAUAAAAGGAACAGUAAUAGCAAAAGUACCAUGGACAUCAGAAUUAUUUUAUGAAGUCGGACAAAGUGCUGCACAAAUGGAUACGGCUAUGAAGACUUUUACUCAUGUCGCUUACAAAAAUUAUAAAUCACUUUGGCUACUUGAGUCAGUACCACAAAUACUAAAUUUCUUACACGCAGUUUCCGAUAUAGAACGACGGGAACUAGUAAAAAUAAUUGUUAAGAAGUUUGAGGACAAAGUACUACCAUUUUCCAAAUCGUUUAGUAGAGGACUGAUUCAUGGAGAUUUUAAUGAACACAAUAUUAUAGUCGAUAAGAACGAUAAAGGUUUAUACGAAAUCACGGCAAUUAUUGAUUAUGGUGAUUGUCAUAUUGGAUGUUAUUUAUAUGAAAUAUCAAUAACUAUGGCGUAUAUGAUGUUGUUGGCGAAGAAUAUUGAAGUUGGAGGAGCUGUUCUUGCAGGUUACUCUUCGAUUAUGCCUCUAAGUAAUGAAGAAUAUCGGCUUAUAAAGCUUUGUGUAGCAGCUCGUUUAUGCCAGUCUUUAGUUUUGGGUGCCUACGCUAACAAACAAGAUCCAUCAAACACUUACGUUUUGGUAACUUCCGCGUACGGAUGGCAAUUAUUGCAAGAACUUUGGAAUGAAGAUGAUGAUCGACUUCUCGAGAAAUGGGAUAAUUAUGUUGUAAAUAAUAAUUUAUAAUAAUAAUCAUAAAAAUAAUUGAUAUUAUGAUUCAUGAUCUGAUAUAUGAAGUAAUCUCCAUAAUAUUGUAAGUUAAGAAAUAAUAUGAACAGUAUAAGAAUAUAUAUAUAUAUAUAUAUAUAUAUAUAUAUAUAUAUAUAUAUAUAUAUAUAUACAUAUACAUAUUAUUUAAAAAACUUUCUUUUAGAUUAAAUCUUUAGAUUUUUCCAGAGGCAAACUGUUCUUCCUGAGAUCUUAAUUAUUUGCAAGAAAACAACUUUUACAAAAUACAGUUAUGUUAUUUUUGGAGAAUUAAAGUAAGAUAUUAAUUUAACAAAAUGAGUUGUAUGUGUAUUAUAAGAAGUAUAUUUAUUACAUUCUGUCGAAUUUCUUUACGUCACAUUGUAAUAUAUUGUGUUAUAUUGUAUUGU